Messenger RNA from Glycine soja, 1241 nucleotides. RefSeq names its product auxin-induced protein AUX28-like. Bases 156 to 920 code for a protein of 254 amino acids. Gene Ontology annotation, cellular component: nucleus. The transcript has 5 exons. NCBI's taxonomy places the organism in Eukaryota, Viridiplantae, Streptophyta, Magnoliopsida, Fabales, Fabaceae. Gene Ontology annotation, molecular function: protein binding. The record is from RefSeq and is a predicted model, not a curated record. Gene Ontology annotation, biological process: regulation of DNA-templated transcription.
UAUACCAUAGUACAUUAGUACCCCCACACACCCCUCUAUCUUUCACUAUUAUUGCCACACACAAAUCAAUUAACUGAAUUCUUAGACAGAGAAAGAGGAGUAGUACUAGUGAUAAGGUGAUCAUAAUAGAGCAUAAUAUAAGAGAGUGAAAACUCAUGGAGGUUGGCCUCAACAAGAAGGAGAACAUGGGGUUUGAGGAAACUGAGCUAAGGCUUGGACUGCCUGGAAACGUAGGAGGCACUGGCACUGAAGAAGUGCUCAUCAGGAAGAGAGGUUUCUCUGAGACUGAAACUGAAACUGAGGAGGAUGAGUCUGCUACCACUGUGGAUUUGAUGCUUAAUCUUUCUUCUAAGGAAGCUGCUGCUGCUGCAGAUCCAACUGAUAAGCACAAGACUUUGCCUAAGGAGAAGACUCUUCUGCCUGCAGAUCCUGCUAAGCCUCCAGCCAAGGCACAGGUGGUAGGUUGGCCACCUGUGCGGUCCUUCCGGAAGAACAUGUUAGCUGUACAAAAGAGCGUCGGAGAAGAGAACGAGAAGAACAGCAGCAGCCCUAAUGCAAGCUUUGUCAAAGUUAGCAUGGAUGGAGCACCUUACCUCCGCAAAGUGGACUUGAAGAUGUACAAGAGUUACCGAGAGCUCUCUGAUUCUUUAGGCAAAAUGUUCAGCUCCUUCACCAUAGGCAAUUGUGAAUCCCAAGGAAUGAAGGAUUUCAUGAAUGAGAGCAAGCUGAAUGAUCUUUUGAACAGCUCUGAUUAUGUCCCAACCUAUGAGGACAAGGAUGGUGACUGGAUGCUUGUCGGUGAUGUCCCAUGGGAGAUGUUUGUUGAAUCAUGCAAGCGUUUACGCAUCAUGAAAGGAAAGGAGGCCAUUGGUCUUGGUCUUGCACCAAGAGCCAUGGCAAAAUCCAAGAACAGGAGCUAGACUAGUCGCACAAUUCAUGACCUGCCCCAUCCUUUGUAAUUGCGGUGCCCAGUUGGCUUAGUUACUAAAGUAAGGAUAAUUAAGCUGCAGCAGACACGGAUGGACAUUGCUAAGUGGUUGAAUUAUAGUUAAUUUGUGUCAUUAUGGUUUGUUAUAAUAUUUCAUCAAACAAAACAAUGAGAUGCAUGUCUAAUUAAGUACUAAUCAUGAACAGGAACAUAAUGACUCUCAAUCAUGUUGUUAGACUUGGCUUUCUUAUAUAUCGAUCUUUGCUUGUUUUGUGUGAGUGCUUCUUAAUACGAGUAAUAAUUUUAAGACGUA